This is a messenger RNA of Drosophila yakuba, 2182 nucleotides long. It is a transcript of the gene pix, whose product is annotated as protein Pixie. Gene Ontology annotation, biological process: translational termination; ribosomal subunit export from nucleus; translational initiation. The coding region runs from base 117 to 1952 and encodes 611 amino acids. Lineage: Eukaryota; Metazoa; Arthropoda; Insecta; Diptera; Drosophilidae. The record is from RefSeq and is a predicted model, not a curated record. Gene Ontology annotation, molecular function: ATP binding; ribosomal small subunit binding; ATP hydrolysis activity. The transcript is spliced from 5 exons.
CUAUUCGUUGUAGUGUUGAGAAACUCAUCAAAGGUCCCCCCUUUUGAAACUUGUUGGCUGACACGCAAGAGCGUGCCUUCUGUCUGUUUUACAACAAUUUCGGCCUAGUUUGCAGCAUGUCGCGCAGAAAGGAGAACGAGGAGGUGGACAAGCAGACGCGUAUUGCCAUCGUCAGCGAUGACAAGUGCAAACCGAAGCGGUGUCGGCAGGAGUGCAAGAAGACCUGCCCGGUGGUGCGCAUGGGCAAGCUGUGCAUCGAGGUGACGCCCACGUCCAAGAUAGCCUCGUUGUCCGAGGAGCUUUGCAUCGGUUGCGGUAUCUGCGUCAAGAAAUGCCCCUUUGAGGCCAUCACAAUCAUCAACUUGCCCAGCAAUCUGGAGAAGCACACAACGCAUCGGUACAGCAAGAACUCCUUCAAGCUGCAUCGUCUGCCCAUUCCGCGUCCCGGUGAGGUGCUCGGUCUUGUGGGACAGAACGGUAUUGGCAAGUCGACCGCUUUGAAGAUUCUCGCGGGCAAGCAAAAACCGAAUCUGGGGAAGUACGCCAAUCCGCCCGACUGGACGGAGAUCCUUAGCUACUUCCGCGGAUCUGAGCUGCAGAACUACUUCACCAAGAUCUUGGAGGACAACCUGAAGGCGCUGGUCAAGCCGCAGUAUGUGGAUCAGAUCCCCAAGGCGGUACGCGGCGCUGUGGGCGAUCUUCUGGAUAAGAAGGACGAGAGGGAUCUGCAGACCAAGAUCUGUGAAAUGUUGGAUCUAUCGCACAUCCGCGAUCGUGAGAUCGCUCAGCUUUCUGGUGGAGAAUUGCAGCGUUUUGCCAUCGCCAUGGUGUGCAUACAGAAUGCAGACAUUUUCAUGUUCGACGAGCCGUCCUCGUAUUUGGAUGUUAAGCAGCGUCUGAACGCUGCCUUGACCAUUCGAUCACUCCUGCAUCCCACUAAGUUUAUUAUCGUGGUGGAGCACGAUCUGUCUGUGCUGGAUUACUUGUCUGAUUUUAUUUGCUGCCUUUAUGGAGUUCCCGGUUGCUACGGUGUGGUCACUAUGCCUUUCUCUGUGCGUGAAGGCAUCAAUAUUUUCCUCGACGGCUUUGUGCCCACCGAAAACAUGCGAUUCCGCACUGAAUCACUUACUUUCAAAGUAUCUGAGUCCGCUACGGAGGAGGAGAUCAAGCGCAUGAACCACUACGUGUAUCCCGCCAUGGUCAAGACCCUUGGCAAGUUCGAACUGACGGUGGAAAAGGGUCACUUUAGCGACUCCGAGAUCCUGGUGCUUCUGGGCGAGAACGGUACAGGAAAGACGACGUUCAUUCGCAUGCUGGCUGGUAACCUCCAACCCGAUGGCGAGGUGGAACUGCCCAUGCUCAAUAUCUCGUACAAGCCGCAGAAGAUUUCCCCGAAAUUCCAGAACCAUGUGCGCCAUUUAUUGCACGAUAAGAUUCGUGACGCCUACGUACAUCCUCAGUUUAUUGCCGACGUUAUGAAGCCCAUGAAAAUUGAGGAAAUCAUGGACCAGGAGGUGCAGAACCUCUCCGGUGGUGAGUUGCAGCGUGUGGCCUUGGUUCUGUGUCUUGGAAAGCCAGCGGAUGUCUACCUCAUCGACGAACCUUCCGCCUAUUUGGACUCAGAGCAGCGUCUGGUGGCCGCCAAGGUUAUCAAACGCUACAUUCUGCACGCGAAGAAAACUGGAUUUGUGGUGGAGCACGAUUUCAUCAUGGCCACCUACCUCGCCGAUCGUGUCAUCGUGAUUGAGGGUCAGCCUUCAGUGAAGACGACAGCCUUUUCGCCGCAGUCGCUGCUGAAUGGCAUGAACCGCUUCCUGGAACUGCUUGGUAUUACCUUCCGUCGCGAUCCCAACAACUUCAGGCCCCGCAUCAACAAGAACAACUCGGUCAAGGACACAGAACAGAAACGCUCGGGCCAAUUCUUCUUCUUGGAGGACGAAGCUUGUAACUAAGACAGGUUCACGGACAACUUCGAUUGGACAGCUCGUUUUCCUAUGUUCUCCUCAGCUUUCCUUCGUUCAUUUCGCAUUCUUUGGUUGAAAAACACAUUUGCUUUCAAAUUAUUUUGUUAUUGUUGUCGAGGAUUGCGUACAAUCGAAAAUUGGGGAUUAAUUGUACUUGAUUAAAGUGAGUUUUAUAUACGUUUUUACAGCGAAAUAAAUAGAGAACCGAAACAACAAAA